CUCGGGGGCUGCGCGGCGCGGUCCCCGGGCUUCGCCUGACCCCGGGCCCGGCUAGUGGCCGCCUGCCGCGGAGGCGGCCCGGAACUGGGGGUGCCUGGGUGGGGCUCGAGGCCGCACCCCCGGGGCCGGGCUCACCGCCGCCUCGUCCCCCCUCUCCGUUCCCCCUUCCCUUCCGGCUCAGCCCGCUGGCCCAGACGUGACCCCCGCGCGAGGUGUUGUCGCUGCGCGCUAGCCGGGCGCGCGUGACUCAUGGCCCCGAGGUCGGGGACGGUGCGGGCGCGAGCCCUUUCUUGGCUCGGCCGGAGUGUGAGAGUGUCUGGAAGGAGAGCCAGGUCGUGGCAGUGGGGCCCCCGGGGACCGCGGCGGCCGCAGAGCAGGAGGAAGAGAAGGUCCCCGGCUGCGGGGCUCUUUCUCAGUCAUCGUGCGUGUGGCCUGACUGAAGACGGAGGGGAUGAAGUCCAUCCUCGACGGCCUGGCAGAUACCACCUUCCGAACCAUCACCACAGACCUCCUGUACGUGGGUGCCAAUGACAUUCAGUACGAAGACAUCAAAAGCGACAUGGCAUCUAAAUUAGGGUACUUCCCGCAGAAGUUUCCUCUGACUUCCUUCAGGGGGAGUCCCUUCCCGGAAAAGAUGACUGCGGGGGGCAGCCCUCAGCUGGUCCCCGCAGACCAGGCGAACCUCACCGAGUUUUACAACAAGUCCCUGUCCUCCUACAAGGAGAAUGAGGAGAACAUCCAGUGCGGGGAGAACUUCAUGGACAUGGAGUGCUUCAUGAUCCUGAACCCCAGCCAGCAGCUGGCCAUCGCUGUGCUGUCCCUCACGCUGGGCACCUUCACGGUCCUGGAGAACCUGCUGGUGCUCUGCGUUAUCCUCCACUCGCGAAGCCUGCGCUGCCGGCCGUCUUACCACUUCAUCGGCAGCCUGGCGGUGGCCGACCUCCUGGGGAGCGUCAUCUUCGUCUACAGCUUCGUGGACUUCCACGUGUUCCACCGCAAAGACAGCCCCAAUGUGUUUCUGUUCAAACUGGGGGGGGUCACGGCCUCGUUCACGGCCUCGGUGGGCAGCCUGUUCCUCACGGCCAUCGACAGGUACAUAUCGAUCCACAGGCCCCUGGCCUACAAGAGGAUCGUCACGCGGCCCAAGGCCGUGGUGGCGUUUUGCCUGAUGUGGACCAUCGCGAUUGUGAUCGCUGUGCUGCCUCUGCUCGGCUGGAACUGCAAGAAGCUGCAAUCCGUGUGCUCAGACAUUUUCCCGCUCAUCGACGAGACCUACCUGAUGUUCUGGAUCGGGGUCACCAGCGUGCUGUUGCUGUUCAUCGUGUAUGCCUACAUGUACAUCCUCUGGAAGGCGCACAGCCACGCCGUCCGCAUGAUCCAGCGUGGUACCCAGAAGAGCAUCAUCAUCCACACGUCGGAGGAUGGCAAGGUGCAGGUGACUCGGCCCGACCAAGCCCGCAUGGACAUUCGGCUGGCCAAGACCCUGGUCCUCAUCCUGGUGGUUUUGAUCAUCUGCUGGGGCCCGCUGCUCGCCAUCAUGGUAUACGAUGUCUUUGGGAAGAUGAACAAGCUCAUUAAGACGGUGUUUGCGUUCUGCAGCAUGCUCUGCCUGCUGAAUUCCACAGUGAACCCCAUCAUCUACGCUCUGCGGAGCAAGGACCUGAGACAUGCUUUCCGGAGCAUGUUCCCCUCCUGCGAAGGCACCGCACAGCCUCUUGAUAACAGCAUGGGGGACUCAGACUGCCUGCACAAACACGCCAACAAUGCAGCCAGCGUCCACAGGGCCGCGGAGAGCUGCAUCAAGAGCACAGUCAAGAUCGCCAAGGUGACCAUGUCUGUGUCCACGGACACGUCUGCCGAGGCUCUGUGAGCCAGACACUUCCCUGGCUGCGCAGAAAAAAAAAAAUUUCUCUCUCUUUUUUUUAAAGCUCAAAACCCAGAAGUGUCUGUCCUCUCAUCGGUUAUAUUUUUUUAAGUUGACCACGCUCAGUGGAAAGGUGAUUGUCACCAUGAUCAGUUAUCAGUUCUCUAACGUUUCUAAAGUGUAGGUCCUCAGACUCAGUUCUCUGGAGGUUUACAGGGAAGAGAGCCUGUGGCUUCAGGGACUGGAAGGUCCAUGCAGAGUCUCAAUGAAAUAAGAGAGACACUUUCGGCUACACAGUUGAAAGCCCAAGUACCCAUAGAAAAAGGCCAUUAAAUGAGUGAUGCCUUUGUAAUCACAACUUUUAUUAUAACGUGAAAUGUACUUGUCCAGAAAUACCAGAGAUACUUCUGAUAUCUGAGAGAUCUCCAUUUUUACAACAGUUUUAGGACUAAAGUAGAGCUAUUCUGUGACAUGAAGUGUGUCCUGUGAGAUGUGUAUCAGUGUUUACUAUGUGUUAUUUAUAUUUGUCUAGUUCAGCAAAACUGCGAGGUGGGCUUCUAUGAGACCAAUGGAACCUAAGCAGUGGAUAUACACCAAUGAGACCACUUUUUACAGCAUUAUUGCCCAUGAUCUAACUUUAGAAACCUUAAUAUUUUUUCAAAAAUCUCUAUUAAAAUUUGACAUUGAAAUAACCAUAAAGUUUUAUUUUUCUGUUAAUCCAACAAGAAGACUUUCAAGACUGUCCAAAGUCUUGAGCAGAACUCAUUGACACUUAAAAUUUUCUUAGUCCUGCAUUUUCCUACGAGGACUCGCAUCAUCUCCUGGACUCUUAACUGUUCUGCCGGGUGAUGGAUUACAGGCAGAACCAAAGAGAGAUGACUUAUUGACUUCUGGCUGCCGUCACCGACUUUCUUUAGUCUUUAGCGCUCACUGGACCUCUUAAGACAGCAUGUGUCGAUCUUAAUGUAAGUUGUUAGCACUGUGCAGUUGCUGUUUACUUGAACAGUACUGCACCCUUAUAUUCCAGGUUUAAGUAGAUUUCAUGCCUGGGUGGCCAAACAACAGUCUUCAUUUUUUCUUAAUUGAAAAGAAGUAUUGUCUGGAUCAGUAAAAUUCUACUGUAUGUGUGACUAUAAAUGUGUGUGUGUGUGUGACUCUACCCUGUAACCGUUCUGGUAAAAUGUCUUAAAGUGAUAACCUGUGACCACGCGUACGCUGUUCCCCUGGCUGCGCUCUCGCACACGAAUUCAGUUUCUAAAAUCGAGUUCUUCCGGAAAUCUUGUUGAUAAAAAACACUGGCCAUCAACCUUCAGAACCCUACCCCUUUGAAACUGGAUCCAGUGUUACUAAACUGACCCUUAGAUGUUUCAUAAGACCAGUGUUCAGCAAGGAAUCAUUGAUCAUGAACACUCAAGUCACUGUCUGUAUGGUGUUCACAGCAGGAAAUGAAAGUGUUUUUGUCUCUGAUCACCUGAUGUUGAUCAAGUCCGUGGAGAUGUAAGUCAUUAUAAGGGAAGUGGUUCUAAAAGAAAGAAGAAAGCCCAGUAGUGACACAGUUUAGUUGUGUGUGUAGGCAGCGAGAUCCCAGUGUAAGUAGCUCUAUACCUUGCUCACCGGAAUGAGACUACCAGGUCUGGCUCAUGGGGUAAGAAGGCCCAUCAGACAGCGAGGGAGACAGGACAGGGCAGUGAGGAGCUGACACCCUUGCGCUGGAGGCCUGGACGUCAUGUGGUCGCCUCUGUGCUUCAAGCAGAUGCCCUUGGUGCCAACCCGGCACCUGGCUUUGCCUGUAUAGGUUUGGGCUGAGGAAGCGGCUCUCCUCUGCUCCUGGUCAGCCAGAGGUGCUAAGGCAUAAAGAUGAACGUGGCUUGCUUUCUUCUUACGCUCCAGUUUCAUCCUCAGUGGUGCCAUGGGUGCUCUGAAUUAGGCCCUUUCACAGUAAACAUUGAUAGUGCUUAAGAAGCCAUUCGACUCUGACAAAUUUUGCAUGCAGACCACCUUUUCCCUAAAUGGAUAAAACGUAGCUUUUGCAUAGCCUGCAUAGGCCUGCAUAGCCUGAUGUAAAGUGGAGGGCUAGCCGAUCUGGUGAUUGCUCGCUGUGUGGUACCCAAGCAGCCUGAUGGGGCAAUGUUGUUGCUUGCAGUAUAAGGCUGAAUAUGGCUUGCGGACUGUAAAAGCUGAGAUGCUUUUAAUCGUCUGUACAGCUUGCCUGCUGGUUCCUUCACUUUACCUCUCUGUCAUAUGCAGAUGAGAGCUCAGGGUGCUAGAGGAUUAAUAAGAUCUCUUUAGAAGGACAAAAGAUUAUUUAUGAAAAAACUCACCAGGGUUUCUAGUUUCCAUUGAAGAAUUUGCCACUCUUUAGUCCCAAAUUACCCUGAAGAUGAAUCCACAUAUCUCUGAGCUCACCGGGCAAUGCCAAUGCUCUUUUCACAGCUACGAAGACCUGGUGAAGAUGAAAUUGUUGUUAUUGGUAGAAAAAUUUCAGGAUUCAUUUUUGAAACUGUAUUUGUGUGUAUGCAAAGUAGAUUUUAUAGUGUGUUGUGCUUACAAGAUCUUAAUCAUAUAUAAUCAAUUAAGGGACAAUGGGGCUGACAGCACUAAACUUGGUGCUUAUUGAUAUUCUAAGAAAUAUCUGUGAAAUAUCAUCCUGUAUGUGUUAUGCCACCUUCAUUUUAAAACAUUUAAAUGAGUUUGAUUCACUCUGACACUUUUAAUAUCAUUUCCUAACCCAAGUGACUCAAAUGUUCUCCCCAAGGAAUAUACUUAUUAGAAUUAUUAUUCAUUAGUAUCAUUCAUUAAUUAGUCUCUUAAUGAGAUCCAUUGAUUUAAAUAUAAUUUAGAUUUCAGUAUGUUUUAUAAGGUCUAGCUUCAGAGUUAUCUUCUCUCCUCUGAGGCUGACGUAUGAGUCCUGACCAUGCAUUUCACCAUCAUAUAUGUCUUCAGAAAGGGCCAGAUUGCCAACCUGCCUGGUUUCUUCAGAGUAAUGAUGAAUCUUUCAAUCCCGGACUCACAGUUUCAUUUAGAAAAAGAGGGCUGUCUGUAAGAACCCCUACUUUUCCAUUACAUAGGAAAUGAGUGUAAAAGAAACAUGGAUCUGGACGAAGCUACACGCAUAUGCCUACACUUAAGAUGAUCCCCAAGAUUGUCUGUCACUUUGAGUCCAAGUGGCAUUAAGUAGAACGGAAUUGUGGCUGCCUAAACCCUGCAGGGGACAGGCCCAACCUCCAGGCGAGAAUUAGAGCCUUGAUGGGUAGCAUUCUAGUUACUGUCCUGUUGAUUAAUUUCUGCCAUCUUAUGUCUGUAAAAGAGACCACCAAUAUCAUGUGCAAAAUUAGAUUUCUCACAAUCUAACUGUAUAUUUGUAUGAUAUUUUAAAAUCUCCUAAAUGCUGGGCAAUGGUUAUUAACAAUUGUCUUGCACUGGCCUUCUGAUGAAACGGUAACAAUGCCUACUGUAAUAUAGACAAAACCUUUUGUCUACUGAUUUGGGCUGAAUGUAUGUAAAUAGGUUUUCAAAAAGUCAGAUGUUUAAGCAGGGGCCUACAAAUCAGUAAUUUUCAGAUAGGAGAGUUUCUUUACACUGUUGUGGCAUCUUGAAAACUAUCUUCUCAUCAACUUAGUGUACUAGGCCUGCUGGGGGUGAUCGGCGUCCCCAGGGAAGGAAACCUUUUCUUGUAAUAAUAUGAAUCAAGAUGCCAGAUGAUCUGGAUUCUUAUUUCCUAUGUUUCAAGUGGAAAACAUAGCUCUUUAUUGUCUGUAAAUCAAACAUGAUUACUUUUCCUCUUAGAGAAAUACUGUAUUGUUAGAUGUUUGUUGAGCUGGUAACAUCCUUGCAACCGCUGCAAUAUCUUUGUUAGUAAUAAAACUUUGUACACAAGUAUUAGUAAGAUUGUUAUUCAAUGUAGCUUCAGUCAUUAAAUUACUAUAGUGAAGUAGUACUUCUGUAAUAUUUACAAUGUAUUAAGCCCACACUAUAUUUUAUUUCAGUGGUGUAAUUAAACUGUUAUUUAUUCAAAGAGGAAACAUCCCAUCAUGUCUGUUGUCCAAAGUUACCUGGAAUCAAAUAAAAAUCCUAGAUUAUCACAAAGAA
Messenger RNA from Cervus elaphus (red deer), 5953 nucleotides. It is a transcript of the gene CNR1, whose product is annotated as cannabinoid receptor 1. The record is from RefSeq and is a predicted model, not a curated record. Gene Ontology annotation, biological process: G protein-coupled receptor signaling pathway. Lineage: Eukaryota; Metazoa; Chordata; Mammalia; Artiodactyla; Cervidae. Gene Ontology annotation, cellular component: membrane. Gene Ontology annotation, molecular function: cannabinoid receptor activity. The coding region runs from base 452 to 1870 and encodes 472 amino acids. The transcript is spliced from 2 exons.